CUAUCAAUAAUGUGGAGAUUUGUGCUCUUUUCCUCCCUUGCUGCUUGAAGAUUGUCAGCCAUCAUGAACAACACAAUGACUAUCUGGACCAGGAAGUUCAUGACUAACAGACUACUCCAAUGGAAACAAAUGGCCACUGAUGUCCUUCACCCUGGCAAGGCAACAGUACCCAAGACAGAAGUUCCAGGGAAACUAGUCAAAAUGUACAAGACCACGCCACAUGUCACCUUUGUGUUUGGAUUCAGAACCCAUUUUGGUGGUGGCAAGACAACUGGUUUUGGCGUGAUUUAUGAUUCCUUGGAUUAUGCAAAGAAAAAUGAACCCAAACACAGACUCUCAAGAUAUGGCCUGUAUCAGAAGAAGAAUACCUCAAGAAAAUAGAGAAAGGAAUGCAAGAACAGACUGAAGAAAGUCAGGGGGGACUGCAAAGGCUAAUGUUGGUGCAGGCAAAAAGUGAGCUGGAGAUUGGACAACAGAAGGAG
This is a messenger RNA of Phyllostomus discolor (pale spear-nosed bat), 482 nucleotides long. RefSeq names its product 40S ribosomal protein S24-like. Lineage: Eukaryota; Metazoa; Chordata; Mammalia; Chiroptera; Phyllostomidae. The record is from RefSeq and is a predicted model, not a curated record. Gene Ontology annotation, biological process: translation. The transcript has a single exon. The coding region runs from base 64 to 381 and encodes 105 amino acids. Gene Ontology annotation, cellular component: ribosome. Gene Ontology annotation, molecular function: structural constituent of ribosome.